GUCGGGUGGUGCACUUCCUGGUUGGUUACUCGGUGCUUCAUGCAUGUUGUACUCUAGUUGAUUUGAGAAUAUCGAUUUAUUUUCUCCGAGGAAUGAUACAUUCCCUCCUGCGACGUGACUGGAUCGGUCGGAUUCGUCUAGCACUCACUCUGUUCGGACUCCCGUACACCGUCUGCACCCCCAGGCCUUCCAUCUCUUGCUCGUAUUCUCACAAUUUCAGGACCAGUCAGACAUUGGGACCAAUAAGUACCAGUUUCUGUAACCUUUACACGACUGGUGUCCAGACAAUGUCGUCUUCAUCAGCGCCCCACGUCAAGUCCAGAUACCCCCAGUAUCCAGGGUCCAAAAUCAACCGCUUCCUCGUGCCUGAUGACAAGGUGGGCUGGAGUCAGAACUGGCCGCAGUAUAAACCCCUCAGCUACACCGACCCUUUAGUGGAAAAGAAGCCAGUAUGGGCCGAUCCUGAGAUUGGCUCUUUCUCUCCUAAGUUCAACACUGUGGACGGUGCUGUGGACAGGACAAGCUUUGAGGGCAGCUACAAAAUGGAAAAGCAAAAGCCACUAAAUCCCUGUGGACGCACAGGGGUGACAGGCAGAGGAUUGCUGGGACGAUGGGGACCCAAUCAUGCUGCAGAUCCCAUUGUCACAAGAUGGAAAGUAGAUGCCAAAGGAGGAAAGACACUUCACUCAGUGUCAAAGCGACCUGUCCUGCAGUUUGUGUCCAUCAAGAGGAAAGACUGCGGGGAGUGGGCCAUUCCUGGGGGGAUGGUAGACGCCGGGGAGCAGGUCUCUAUCACGCUGCAGAGAGAGUUCUCAGAAGAAGCUUUGAAUUCAUUGGUCAUCACACCAGCAGAGAAAGCAAAAAUCCGUGAUCGCAUCUCCAAACUCUUCAAAUCACCAGGGUUUCAGGUUUAUAAAGGCUAUGUAGAUGAUCCUAGAAACACUGACAAUGCUUGGAUUGAGACAGUUGCUGUUAACUUCCAUGAUGACUCAGGCAACAGUGUGAGCGAGCUGCUGCUGCAAGCUGGUGAUGACGCAGGAGAAGUCCAGUGGGUUGAUGUUGACUCGUCCUUCCCGCUCUACGCAAGUCAUUCCCAUUUCCUGGAGCUGGUUGCCAAAGAGAGGAAAGCUCACUGGUAACCAAGGACGACGGACUCUACUCUGACACCACGAUGAAGCAAAAAAACGUUAUAUGCAUCUCUAGUUUGACAUUCAUAUGUAUGCCCACUAAUGAAUGAUACAUUGUGACUGCAGAAUCUAUUAAAUGAAUGAAACAAACAGGUUAAA
Messenger RNA from Gymnodraco acuticeps, 1286 nucleotides. RefSeq names its product nudix (nucleoside diphosphate linked moiety X)-type motif 9 (gene nudt9). Gene Ontology annotation, molecular function: ADP-ribose diphosphatase activity. The record is from RefSeq and is a predicted model, not a curated record. Bases 93 to 1139 code for a protein of 348 amino acids. Lineage: Eukaryota; Metazoa; Chordata; Actinopteri; Perciformes; Bathydraconidae. The transcript has 8 exons.